AUGAGACGGCAAUCCGAUACGACCGGAGAAAGAUCAGACGCAGGAUCACCAGAUAUUAAGCACAUAUCACAUCCAGUUCCUGGAGAAGAAGGAUCUGUGGAGAUGAAGAUGAUUUGGAUACUUCUGACCAUAGGUCUGACAUUUGCUGAAAGGUUAGAUCGGACCUAUCUACCUCCUGCUGGAUCUCCUUUUUCUGGAGGUAGCCCUGGUGCUAUAAAUGUUCCAUUAGAACUACCAAAAACUAGAUAUAGCUCUAACGAUGAAGGAUUUUUGAAAACACCUGAACUAGUUAUAGGAAUCAACAGAGUUAGUCCUAUUCAAGCUAUUGAUAUUUUUGGAGAUAUUUCGACUCAAAAACCUGCGAUAACAAAUAAUGUUAAUUCUUUUACUUCUCAAACCAAUACACCAUCAUCUAUUUUUAAGGCAUCUUCUCCAUUUUCAAAACUAGAAGAAGAUUUUAAUGAUUUUGAAAAUGCUCAACAAAUUCAUAAUAUUGAAAAACAACCAUCAAUAAAUUACGAUGAAAAAAAUAGAGUUUAUUUACCAUCAUACGGUGGAGAUAAUACAGAUUACGUGCCUUUCAUCACCUUGCCGCCACCAAUUAACAAUGACAAAGGUAUAAGUGAUGAAUAUAAAUAUAUUCAAACAGAUAUUGACAGUAAUAAAGAUACGCCAUCGUUGAAUCCAAUUAAUCAACAAUUUAACGCAAUAUUCUCAACAUUAUCACCAGACUUUCCUAUUAAUAGUAAUAGAAACAUAUUACCAUUUAAUAAUUAUUCCUCAACUGCUUCUGAAUUUUCUGCUACUACUCCAAUUAGUUCAAUGAGAGGGGAAGCACCUACAUAUAACUAUAGGCCAGAAAGGAUUCAAGCGGAGGCAGAUCGACAAGCGGUCAUUUUAAAUUAUGACCAAUCUAUAACUCCAGAAGGUUAUGUUUAUAAUUACGACACAUCAAAUGGAAUUCAUGGCGAUGAAGAAGGAAUCGCUACAGAUGGAGUAAAAGCAAAAGGAUCAUAUUCAUACGUAGGAGAUGAUGGAAAUUUAUACCAAGUUGAAUAUACAGCUGAUGAAAAUGGCUUUGUGCCCAAAGGUGCUCAUUUGCCAACUGCUCCACCAAUACCAGAAGAAAUUUUAAAAGUCAUAGAACAGGCAGCAAGAGACAAAGAAGCUGGAGUUUACGAUGAUGGAUCUUAUAGCGAAGAAAAAUAUGGGUACAAGAAUUACCAAGAGGGCUAUCCAAAAACAAAUACUAAUGUAAUAAAUAAAACUGAUUUCUCUCCAGAAAAUGAAAGAAAUAUUGUAAUAGGAGAUUUAUUUAAUGGUCAUCAAAAUGAUAAAAUAAAUUCACAAACAGUGUCAGGUUAUGAAUAUUUUCCACCUCAAUUUUCAUUUUAUGAUACAAACAAAAUGAAACCAUUCCCAUUUCGAUUCUCUGGUAUAGAAAACCAAGAUUUGGAACCAGAAACAAAAGAAAAUAACACGGAAAAGGUGACAGCAAAACCUUUCUUAACUCCUUAUGUGAUUCGGAAAGGUGAUGAGAUAGAAAUUAACGACUAUGAUGAACAAUUUGAAAAUGGACAACAGGAUACUGAUUUUGAUGAAGAAACAAUUAGAAAUAGAUCUAAAGAGAAUAACGGAGAUGGUCCAAAUGACUUCGAUGAUCAGCAAUUUGGAAAUAAAGUAAAAUAUCAAGAAAGCUUUGAAGACAACCAGAAUGAUAAACCUAUAAACAUAGACGGAGAAAUCGAUUCUCGUGAAUUUGUUCCUGGAAAUAGACAACAACUACAGUAUGGGGACAGAAUUCCCAAUGCUAAUAAUAAUCUUAUACCAUCUAAUGAUAAGGGUUACUAUUAUCAAAAUACUAGUAAACCUUUUAUUACUCUUAACCCAAGAGUAUCUUAUACAACCUCAACAGCUGCAUCAACAGAAUUACCAGCUGGCAGAUCUGAAGAUUUCAUUAGUACUCCUGUAAGCGGUCCGUCAUCAUUUCAAACCCCUUCUUUUUCUACUACAUCAAUAAUAGAUGCAUCUUCUACAAAUAUACCUACAUCCUCAUUACUAAUGAAUACAGUAAAGCCUGUUAAUUUAGAUAGUGAAUCGACUUCCAUAUAUCCAGAUGUUUAUAGUAAAACUGAUUCGUUAUCAACACCCAAAACUAUACAGGCCUCAAGACCAAAAUUUAUACCAGGUGUUCCAAGAUUUGGUAUGUCAUAUAGACCAACUACUGACAGUUCUAAGUAUUUUGAUAUAGGCAACAGUCAAACAAUCCCUGAAGAUAUAAUCGGUGAAGAUUUUUCUGGACCGAAACAAGCACAGCAAUUCGAUUCAAUCACUGGAUAUUAUUAUAAAUAG
Messenger RNA from Maniola jurtina (meadow brown), 2352 nucleotides. RefSeq lists its product as uncharacterized. Gene Ontology annotation, molecular function: structural constituent of chitin-based larval cuticle. Bases 1 to 2352 code for a protein of 783 amino acids. The transcript has 5 exons. Gene Ontology annotation, cellular component: chitin-based extracellular matrix. The record is from RefSeq and is a predicted model, not a curated record. Lineage: Eukaryota; Metazoa; Arthropoda; Insecta; Lepidoptera; Nymphalidae.